Sphaerulina musiva SO2202 is the source of this 444-nucleotide messenger RNA. RefSeq lists its product as uncharacterized. The record is from RefSeq and is a predicted model, not a curated record. The transcript is spliced from 2 exons. Lineage: Eukaryota; Fungi; Ascomycota; Dothideomycetes; Mycosphaerellales; Mycosphaerellaceae. The coding region runs from base 37 to 444 and encodes 135 amino acids.
CUCCCUCUUACAACGAGAACGACAACGACAACGACAAUGCUGCUGUCCAAAGCUCUCUUCCUCGCCUCUGCGGCGACUGCAGCAAUGGCAUACCAACUCGACAGACGUCAGAGCGAUCAGAAUAUCCCGGAUGACGAGUCCUUCUGUGAAUGUAUUGACAAGGACCAUUUCCCCGAUGACACCUUGACCCAAGCAGUCUGCAGGCAGUAUCCAAAUGGCGAUUUUGCUGUAUUCGAAUCCGGUCGGGUAGGGCUGAAUCUCGUGGGUGCUUGCUUCAACUACGAUUUUCAAAACGACCUCAAGGCUGCUACGGAGGAAUUCACCAAGAAGUGCCAGGAGACAUCCAAUCAGUGCAAGUAUGUGGCCUGGUGCUUCUAUGGAUCUGGCGGCGAAAACGCCAACUGGAUCUCGGAGGCGCCAUGUGAUGCAGAUGAUAGCUUUUGA